Delphinapterus leucas (beluga whale) is the source of this 4013-nucleotide messenger RNA. NCBI's taxonomy places the organism in Eukaryota, Metazoa, Chordata, Mammalia, Artiodactyla, Monodontidae. The record is from RefSeq and is a predicted model, not a curated record.
GCAUCGGAGGCAGUGGUUCAGGGAGCCGAGAAUUCUGAAAGCUGGACACGUGGUAGCGAACGGCGAGGAGCUUAAGGGGUCUCAAGCCCAAAAAAGUUGGGAGGUUUGCAGAUUCUCCCAAAUCGUGUGAGCCUCACCGCAUCUCAGAGAGAAAAGUGUCUCCUUUCGACCGGGCUCUGCUUAAAGGUCAAGUUUCCGUGCGCAAGUUUUUUCUAGACUCCCCAGGAUGCUUGGGAGGGUUGGACCGAUCUCGAAUACCUGAUCUAAGCGCUUCGCGAGGUCUGGGGCCCCUGGAGAUGGCCCAUGGAGUGAAGCUAAAUCCAUCGUUACUGACUGAGCCUAAGUGUUCCCGGGGACAGUGCAUGCUGGGAUAUGUAGGUUCAUAAGGCAGGGUAGAGAUUUAGACCCAGCUACUUUGUAGUUGUAUAACCUUACGCAACUUGUUUAAUAACUCUCGGACCCUCGAUUUACUCAUCUGCAAAAUGGGAGCUAUAGUACCUAAAGCAUUAGAGUGUGGUACCCAUUAAAAAAUCAAUGUAUGUAGAGAACUCUGCCAGGAAACGUAAACUGAAAUAGACUUGAGAUUUGUCAAAAAAAUCAGGGAAGCUGUGCCCUCAAGACUACUGCAGCAAUCACAGGACCUGUUCCGUAACUUGAGUGUUCAUCAGAAGGGUGAUGGUAGAUUAAAUUGUGUUACAUCCAAGCUAUGCAGUAUCAUGAAGUAGUUAUUUUAAAGGGGGACGCAGGUUCGAUCCCUAGUCAGGGAAAUAAGAUCCCUCAAGCCUGCGCAUCGCAACUACUGAGCUCGCACGCCUCAAUGAGAGAGCCUGGGGGAUACCCACGCGCUCUGAACGCCACCAGCCACAACUAGAGAAAACCCGCACGCCACAACUAGAGAGAAGCCCACGCGCCGCAAGGAAAGAUCCCGCAUGCCUCAACGAAGAUCCCGCGUGCCGCAACUAAGACCCGAUGCAGCCAAAAGACCUAGAGGAACCCCUUAGGAUGAAGCUAAGUCUUACCAAGGUGGUUAAUGGCUGUCGCCUAGGAAAAAUAAAAAACCUAGGCAAAACAGGGGACUGCACCAUGGACAUUCCAGGCUGCCUUCUGUACACGAAGACUGGCUCUGCCCCACACCUGACCCAUCACACACUGCAUAAGAUCCACGGGGUUCCUGCCAUGGCUCAGCUUACACUGUCGGCACUGGCAGAACAUCACGAAGUCUUGGCAGAAUAUAAGGAAGGAGUUGGAAAGUUUAUAGGCAUGCCAGAAUCACUCUUGUACUGCUCCCUGCAUGAUCCAGUCAGCCCUUGCCCAGCUGGUUAUGUAACAAAUAAGUCAGUGUCUGUGUGGGGUGUUGGAGGACGAGUGGAAAUGACUGCCUCCAAGUUCAUGGCAAUUCAGCAGGUCCUUCAGCCAGACUGGUUCCAGUGUCUUUCAGAUGGAGAGGCAACUUGUGAUGAAGCCACUUCCAUAAAGAGAGCCAGAAAGUCUGUUGACCGAUCGCUUCUAUUCCUGGAUAAUUGUCUGAAGCUACAGGAAGAGUCAGAGGUCCUCCAGAAAAGUGUGAUCAUUGGAGUGAUUGAAGGUGGAGAUGUGAUGGAGGAGAGGCUGAGGUCAGCACGAGAGACAGCCAAGCGGCCUGUAGGUGGCUUCCUUCUGGAUGGCUUUCAAGGGACUGCAACCCUGGAGACUAGACUGCACUUGCUGUCAUCAGUCACUGCGGAGCUACCGGAGCACAAACCGAGGCUCAUCUGCGGUGUUAGCCAGCCAGAUGAGGUGCUCGAGUGUAUUGAAAGAGGAGUGGACUUAUUUGAGAGUUUUUUCCCUUAUCUAGCAACAGAGCGGGGAUGUGCCCUCACUUUCAGCUUUGAUUACCAGCCGAUUCCUGAAGAGACAUUACUGCAACAAAAUGGGACAGAGGAAGAAGUAAAAUAUGUGGAUCAAACAAAGAAGAGUAAAACAACUAGUUGCAACCAAGAAAUCACAUCAUUUGAAAUUAAUCUGAAGGAAAAAAAGUACCAGGAGGACUUUGAUCCGCUCGUGAGAGAGUGUCCCUGUUACUGCUGUAAGAAUCACACUCGUGCGUACAUCCACCAUCUGCUGGUGACCAACGAGCUGUUGGCUGGCGUCCUGCUUAUGAUGCACAACUUUGAACACUACUUUGGAUUUUUCCAGGCCAUCCGGGAAGCACUAAAAAGUGACCGACUGGCACAGUUGAAAGAGCUCAUCCACAGGCAAGCAUCUUGAGACCUGGUAUGCAUAACCUGACUCUUCACAUUGAGCCUGCACCACGGUUGUAAUGUGGGAGGAAGACAGCAGGAAGUGAUCUUCACUUUAAUCACUUACAUUUGAGAAUGAAGUCUGCUCAAAUAAGGAACGUCUGUACUGUACUCUGCCCGCCUGAGGCUAAAGAGACUUCUUCAUACGACUGAAAUGACCUAGAAUCACCUAGAUUGAUCAGAAAGAAUUGAAACCUGACCUUGAAUAUUUCUGCGCUAACUCUUUUAGUCAACAGAGAUUCGUUUAGUCAAAGAUAAAAGCUUUAGAUGUGAAGGGACAGCCUUGAAGUGGGGAUGAUGAGAAUCUGAGGGUUCACUGAGUUGGAUUGGAGCUUAAAGGGAAUUGAUUGGUCAUGAGUAGCAUGACCUCUGUGGACACAUGCCUGUUGACCAAGAAGGAAUUUGUCUGAUUCAAGAGUUUUCUUCGUUUUAAUCCUUAUAUUCUCAGGGGUCUCUUUUGGACACUUGUGCCUUCCAAGCUGUCCUGGCAGUGCAAUCAACCUUGUGAUUUAACCAGGCUCACAUCUCCAUGGAAUGUGGAGCUCACACAUUGCUCCAAUGACCAGUUGGCCCAGGGCACACUCUUCGUUUGACCAUAUGGUCUUUCUGUGACUUGUCUCACUAGAGUCAGCGCAGUUGCCUAUUAGGAGCUGAAAGUUUGCCUAGCUGCUUUCAUCUGGUCGUACAGAUCCACUGUGGUCUGCCUUUUAGGCUCAUUAAGAGUCGAACCACAUAAUAACUGGAGCUACAUCACCUGGGGAGAUUCAGUCACCAUGUGCUCACUUGGACGGAGCCCUGGCCUGCCAGUUAGAGGAUUGGGUUUCAGUUCUACUCGACUAAGACACUUGGGCAAAUCACUUAACCUCUCCAUGCCUGUUUCCUCCUGAAUAAAUGGGGACAGGCAAAGUGAAUAGUACUAAACGAAUUUCUAAGUUUCCGUUUAGCUCUAAUAUUUGGGGAACAAGAAGUUUUAGAUUGGAACCAUAGCUUUAUGUGUAUCCUUGUUUAUUGAUCACUAUUGGCCUGAUGAAAAAUGCAGUGGUGCCAGGAGUCAGGCAACAGUAGAGAUAUUUGAGAGCCUAAAAAGGUUUAGCCUGUGGCUUUUAAAGUGGUUGGUAAAUUGGCAUCAGCAGGUCCUGAGGCUGGGAAGACCUUCGCUGAUCACCUCUGAUUCUCUGAAUUUUUUCUGCUCUCGUCAAAGGAAUGACAUCAUGUUGAUGGUGUGAGAGGUUAUUUUUAUUUUCUUUGUGCUUUUCUAUAUUUGUCAAGCUUUCUAUAAGCAUACGCAUACAUGCACGUUUCACACAUAGUUUUUAUAGAAACAGCAGAACCAAAAAGAUGUCUUUGUUUUGUUUGUAGGGGUAUAAAAUAUAUGUUUUACAUUCUUGUGCUACAUUUUUCUAUUUGUUCAUUUUAGUGGGCAUUACUGAACCUUGUUUUUAAUUAUUAUGUGGUUACUAUAUUUUUACAUGUAGGGUGCCCAUCUAUACUGUUUUCUUUUAUUAGUGGUUUAAGAACGUCCAUGAAUUCCAAAGCUCAUGAAUUCCAGAAUUCAUGGAUAUUCUUACAACCUCUCCUCCAAUUAAUGGCAAGGAUACUUAUGAAAGACAGAGUUUCUGUUCUCAAGAAUCUGCUUGUUUUGGGCUUCCCUGGUGGCACAGUGGUUAAGAAUCCACUGCCAGGGCAGGGGACAUGGGUUCGAGCCCUGGUCCGGGAAGAUCCCACACGCCAUGG